AUGAAGAUUUUCAAGACCUUGGGACUUCUAGCUGCAGUUGCUGCUGAAAGUUAUACAGUGACUGAGGAAGUAACAUUCGUCAUUUACAACCGCUGGAGAAAAGUGGGCGAUAUCAAAAUUGGUCUCUUUGGCGAGGUAGUCCCGAAAACGGCCAAGAACUUUUGCAAACUCGCUUCAGGGUCAGCAAGAGUCGGAAAAUACGCAGGAUCCAAGUUCCACCGAGUGAUCGAGAAUUUCAUGAUCCAAGGCGGCGAUUUUACCCGACACAACGGACAAGGAGGCUACUCCAUUUACGGGCGCACUUUUCCCGAUGAGAGCUUCGCCAUUCCUCACAGCACUGGAGUCGUUUCGAUGGCCAACAGAGGCCCAGAUACAAAUUCGUCCCAGUUUUUCAUCACUACUGUGAAAACAUCCUGGCUGGAUGGUAAACAUGUUGUUUUCGGAAAAGUUGUCGACGGCUGGGAUGUCGUGAAGACAGUGGAGCGCUAUGGAAAAUACGACACCUUCAGAAUCGAAAGAGCAAGUUGCCGAGAAAUUUUCAACGAAGAUCAAUACGAAAUCGAUAUAAACGGCGAAGAGUAA
This is a messenger RNA of Oikopleura dioica, 582 nucleotides long. NCBI's taxonomy places the organism in Eukaryota, Metazoa, Chordata, Appendicularia, Copelata, Oikopleuridae. The record is from the annotation of a GenBank genome assembly.